AUGAACCCGCUACGCUUUGCCUCAGCCCUUCUUAUCUCAGGAGAGGACCAUCUGCUCAUUCUCCUGACAGACGUCUAUGGAGCUCAGCACAACCGAGGCAGCCUGGAGGCUGAAAAGCUGGCCUUGCGGCUGGCAUGGAGCCAGACCGGCGGGAGGCAGAGGCCUCAUCCCCCUGAGAUGAUCCAGCAACAAAGGCUUCGGCCUCAGCACUCGGCUCCAGCUGCCAUGAAAAGCCUUGUCUAUUGGAGAUGGCCCACCCGUGAGGCCACACCACCUCAUCCCUGGUUUUCCAAGAUAGCUCCAAGCUGGCCUCCUGCCAGCCAGAGCUGCCCCAGCAGAACUAACUGGCUCUAUCUGGUUGUGUCUCCAGAAAACAGGUUCUUCAUCACAUCCCACGGUGGGCUGUACAUCUCGGACGUGCAGAAGGAAGAUGCUCUCUCUACCUACCGCUGCAUCACUCAGCACAAAUACAGUGGGGAGACUCGUCAGAGCAACGGGGCUCGGCUCUCUGUGACAGACCCUGCAGAGUCCAUCCCCACCAUCCUGGAUGGCUUCCACUCCCAGGAAGUGUGGACUGGCCAUGCAGUCGAGCUGCCCUGUGCUGCCUCUGGCUACCCCAUCCCUGCCAUCCGCUGGCUCAAAGAUGGCAGACCCCUCCCUGCUGACAGCCGCUGGGCUAAGCGCAUUACAGGGCUGACCAUCAGUGACCUGCGCACUGAGGACAGCGGCACCUACAUCUGUGAGGUCACCAACACCUUCGGGUCAGCAGAGGCCAACGGCGUCCUCACAGUCAUUGACCCUCUUCAUGUGACCCUGACACCAAAGAAGCUGAAGACGGGCAUCGGGAGCACGGUCAUCCUAUCCUGCGCCCUCACCGGCUCCCCGGAGUUCACCAUCCGCUGGUACCGCAACACAGAACUGGUGCUGCCCGGUGAGGCCAUCUCCAUCCGCGGGCUCAGCAAUGAAACUCUGCUUAUCUCCUCGGCACAGAAGAGCCACUCGGGGGCCUACCAGUGCUUCGCCACCCGGAAGGCCCAGACAGCGCAGGACUUUGCCAUCAUUGUGCUGGAAGACGGCACGCCCCGCAUCGUCUCAUCCUUCAGCGAGAAGGUGGUCAACCCCGGGGAGCAGUUCUCAUUGAUGUGUGCCGCCAAGGGCGCCCCGCCCCCCACGGUCACCUGGGCCCUGGACGACGAGCCCGUCGUGCGGGAUGGAAGCCACCGCACCAACCAGUACACCAUGUCCGACGGCACCACCAUCAGCCACAUGAACGUCACGGGUCCCCAGAUCCGGGAUGGGGGCGUGUACCGGUGCACAGCGCGGAACUCGGUGGGCAGUGCUGAAUAUCAGGCGCGAAUAAACGUAAGAGGACCCCCCAGCAUCCGGGCAAUGAGGAACAUCACGGCAGUCGCCGGGCGGGACACACUCAUCAACUGCAGGGUCAUCGGCUACCCCUACUACUCUAUCAAGUGGUACAAGGAUGCCCUGCUGCUACCAGAUAACCACCGCCAGGUGGUGUUUGAGAACGGGACCCUCAAGCUGACGGACGUGCAGAAGGGCAUGGAUGAGGGAGAGUACCUGUGCAGUGUGCUCAUCCAGCCGCAGCUUUCCAUCAGCCAGAGUGUCCAUGUGGCCGUCAAAGUGCCCCCUCUGAUCCAGCCCUUCGAGUUCCCCCCUGCCUCCAUUGGCCAGCUGCUCUACAUCCCCUGUGUGGUGUCCUCGGGGGACAUGCCCAUCCGCAUCACCUGGAGAAAGGACGGACAGGUGAUCAUCUCAGGCUCAGGCGUGACCAUCGAGAGCAAGGAAUUCAUGAGCUCCCUGCAGAUCUCCAGCGUCUCCCUCAAACACAAUGGCAACUACACUUGCAUUGCCAGCAACGCAGCAGCCACCGUGAGCAGGGAGCGCCAGCUCAUCGUGCGUGUGCCCCCUCGAUUUGUGGUGCAACCCAACAACCAGGAUGGCAUCUAUGGCAAAGCUGGUGUGCUCAACUGCUCGGUGGAUGGCUACCCGCCACCCAAGGUCAUGUGGAAGCAUGCCAAAGGGAGUGGGAACCCUCAGCAAUAUCACCCAGUGCCCCUCACUGGCCGCAUCCAGAUCCUGCCCAACAGCUCCCUGCUGAUACGCCACGUCCUGGAAGAGGACAUCGGCUACUACCUCUGCCAGGCCAGCAACGGUGUGGGCACCGACAUCAGCAAGGCCAUGUUCCUCACAGUGAAAAUCCCAGCCAUGAUCACGUCGCACCCCAACACCACUAUUGCCAUCAAGGGACAUGCCAAGGAGCUGAACUGUACCGCGCGUGGCGAGCGGCCCAUCAUAAUCCGCUGGGAGAAGGGGGACACCGUCAUUGAUCCCGACCGUGUCAUGCGGUAUGCCAUCGCUACCAAGGACAAUGGCGAUGAGGUGGUCUCCACGCUUAAGCUCAAGCCAGCCGACCGUGGGGACUCCGUGUUCUUCAGCUGCCAUGCUAUCAACUCAUACGGAGAGGACCGGGGUUUGAUCCAGCUCACUGUGCAAGAGCCCCCUGACCCCCCAGAGCUGGAGAUCCGGGAGGUGAAGGCCCGGAGCAUGAACCUGCGUUGGACUCAGAGAUUUGAUGGAAACAGUAUCAUCACCGGCUUUGAUAUCGAAUACAAGAACAAAUCAGAUUCCUGGGAUUUUAAGCAGUCCACCCGUAACAUCUCCCCAACCAUCAACCAGGCGAACAUCGUAGAUUUACACCCAGCAUCGGUGUACAGCAUCCGCAUGUACUCCUUCAACAAGAUUGGGCGCAGCGAGCCGAGCAAGGAGCUUACUAUCAGUACAGAGGAAGCCGCUCCCGAUGGGCCUCCCAUGGACGUCACCUUGCAACCAGUGACUUCACAGAGCAUCCAGGUGACCUGGAAGGCACCAAAGAAGGAGCUGCAGAAUGGAAUCAUCCGGGGAUACCAGAUUGGCUACAGGGAGAACAGCCCCGGCAGCAAUGGGCAGUACAGCAUUGUGGAAAUGAAGGCGACGGGGGACAGCGAGGUCUACACGCUCGAUAACCUCAAGAAGUUCGCUCAGUACGGCGUGGUGGUCCAAGCCUUCAACCGGGCCGGCACGGGGCCCUCAUCCAGUGAGAUCAAUGCCACCACCUUGGAGGAUGUGCCCAGCCAGCCCCCAGAGAAUGUCCGAGCUCUGUCCAUCACUUCUGACGUGGCUGUCAUCUCCUGGUCGGAACCCCCACGAAGCACCCUCAACGGGGUCCUCAAAGGCUACCGGGUCAUCUUCUGGUCACUCUACGUUGAUGGAGAGUGGGGCGAGAUGCAGAAUGUCACCACCACAAGAGAGCGAGUGGAGCUGCGGGGUAUGGAGAAGUUCACCAACUACAGCGUCCAGGUGCUCGCCUACACGCAGGCUGGGGAUGGUGUGCGCAGCAGCGUGCUCUAUAUCCAGACCAAGGAAGAUGUUCCAGGCCCCCCUGCUGGCAUCAAAGCUGUCCCUUCAUCAGCUAGCAGUGUGGUCGUGUCCUGGUUGCCCCCAACCAAGCCCAAUGGGGUGAUCCGAAAAUACACCAUCUUUUGUUCCAGUCCUGGGUCCGGCCAGCCGGCUCCCAGCGAGUACGAGACCAGUCCUGAACAGCUCUUCUACAGGAUCGCCCACCUGAACCGGGGCCAGCAGUACUUGCUAUGGGUGGCUGCGGUCACCUCUGCAGGCCGGGGGAACAGCAGCGAGAAGGUCACCAUCGAGCCUGCUGGCAAGGCCCCAGCAAAGAUCAUCUCCUUUGGAGGCACUGUAACGACACCCUGGUUGAAAGAUGUCCGACUGCCUUGCAACUCCGUGGGAGACCCAGCCCCGGCUGUAAAGUGGACCAAGGACAGUGAAGACUCAGCCAUCCCCGUGUCCUUGGAUGGACACCGGCUCAUCCACACAAACGGUACACUGCUGCUUCGCGCUGUGAAGGCUGAAGACUCCGGCUAUUACACCUGCACAGCGACCAACACCGGUGGCUUUGACACCAUCAUCGUCAACCUUCUGGUACAAGUUCCCCCAGACCAGCCCCGCCUCACUGUCUCCAAAACCUCCGCCUCUUCCAUCACCCUGACCUGGAUUCCAGGGGACAAUGGGGGCAGCUCCAUCAGAGGCUUCGUGCUGCAGUACUCUGUGGAUAACAGCGAGGAGUGGAAGGAUGUGUUCAUCAGCUCCAGCGAGCGCUCCUUCAAGCUAGACAGCCUCAAGUGUGGCACAUGGUACAAGGUGAAGCUGGCGGCCAAGAACAGUGUGGGCUCUGGGCGCAUCAGCGAGAUCAUCGAGGCCAAGACCCAUGGGCGGGAACCUUCCUUCAGCAAAGACCAACACCUCUUCACCCACAUCAACUCUACACAUGCUCGGCUUAACCUGCAGGGCUGGAACAAUGGGGGCUGCCCCAUCACAGCCAUUGUCCUGGAGUACCGGCCCAAGGGGACCUGGGCCUGGCAGGGCGUCCGAGCCAACAGCUCCACAGAGGUGUUUCUGACAGAACUUCGAGAGGCUACCUGGUAUGAGCUCCGCAUGAGGGCUUGCAACAGUGCCGGCUGUGGCAAUGAGACCGCCCAGUUUGCCACCCUGGACUACGAUGGCAGCACCAUCCCCCCCAUCAAGUCUGCUCAAGGAGAAGGCGAUGAUGUGAAGAAGUUGUUCACCAUCGGCUGUCCGGUCAUCCUGGCCACCCUCGGGGUGGCGCUGCUCUUUGUUGUAAGAAAGAAGAGGAAGGAGAAACGACUGAAGAGGCUUCGAGAUGCAAAGAGUUUGGCAGAAAUGCUGAUAAGCAAGAACAACCGAAGCUUUGACACUCCUGUGAAAGGGCCACCCCAGGGUCCACGGCUCCACAUUGACAUCCCGAGGGUUCAGCUGCUCAUUGAGGACAAGGAGGGCAUCAAGCAGCUGGGAGAUGACAAAGCCACCAUUCCUGUAACCGAUGCUGAGUUCAGCCAAGCUGUCAACCCACAGAGCUUCUGUACUGGUGUCUCUUUGCAUCAUCCUGCCCUUAUCCAGAGCACAGGACCCCUCAUCGACAUGUCAGACAUCCGGCCAGGAACCAAUCCAGUAUCCAGGAAGAACGUGAAAUCAGCCCACAGCACCCGGAACCGGUACUCAAGCCAGUGGACCUUGACCAAGUGCCAGGCCUCCACCCCUGCCCGAACCCUCACCUCCGACUGGCGCACUGUGGGUUCCCAGCAUGGUGUCACUGUCACUGAGAGCGACAGCUACAGUGCCAGUCUAUCCCAAGACACAGACAAAGGGAGAAACAGCAUGGUAUCCACUGAGAGUGCUUCCUCCACCUAUGAGGAGCUGGCCCGGGCCUAUGAGCACGCCAAGCUGGAGGAGCAGCUGCAGCACGCCAAGUUUGAAAUCACAGAGUGCUUCAUCUCGGACAGCUCCUCGGACCAGAUGACCACGGGCACCAACGAGAAUGCCGACAGUAUGACGUCUAUGAGCACACCCUCAGAGCCUGGCAUCUGCCGCUUCACUGCCUCUCCACCCAAGCCGCAGGAUGCUGACAGGGGCAAGAACGUGGCUGUGCCCAUCCCUCACCGAGCCAACAAGAGUGACUACUGUAACCUGCCACUGUAUACCAAGUCAGAGGCCUUCUUCCGGAAGGCAGAUGGACGGGAGCCCUGCCCUGUGGUCCCACCCCGAGAGGCCUCCAUGAGGAAUCUGACUCGAGCCUACCAUACCCAGGCCCGGCACCUCACUCUGGACCCUGCCAGCAAGCCCUUGGGCCUCCCCCAUCCAGGGGCCACCGCUGCCACCGCCACGGCCACCUUACCUCAGAGGACUCUGGCCAUGCCGGCACCCCCAGCUGGCACGGCACCCCCAGCACCUGGCCCUACUCCCAGUGAGCCCUCUGCUCCUCCUAGUGCUGCCCCUCCGGCCCCCAGCACUGAACCUCCACGGGCCGGAGGCCCACACACCAAAAUGGGGGGCUCCAGGGACUCACUACUCGAAAUGAGCACCCCAGGGGUGGGGCGUUCUCAGAAACAGGGGGCUGGAGCCUAUUCCAAAUCCUACACCCUGGUGUAGGACAACUGACAUCCGGAGAAGGGCUCCACACUGGGACCUCUGCACCUCCAGCCCUCACACACCAACGUGGCUGAAUUAUUUAUAUUAAGUUCACAGACAAAAAAAGAAAGACGUCGUCAAAAAGAAAUCCCCAGUCAUGAACACUUGUACAUAGAACUCUUUUGUACAAAUGAAACUAUUUUCUUCUUCUCCAUGAAGCCAGGGCACAAAACAAGUCAAAUCCUCCACCCCACGAAAUACGCGUGGAGAGAUAUAUACAUAUAUAGGCAGAGUGGGACACAGCGACAAUCUAUAUAUCUAUAUAUUUCUCUCACCUUCUUUUGAGACAGAGGCACAAAGACAGCAAUUUUUCUGCCCUCCUCACACCCCCCCUCCCAACUAGGUGAUUUUGACAAAGACCAAAAUCCCAGCUCAGAGACACUGCAUGCGAUUUUACUGUUCCAAGAAAACCGGGAGUUGCUUCAAUUUGCAGAUGCUUAUGUGCUAAUACCUUUUUCUAUGAAAAAAAGACCCAGCGCCGUGUGCAAUAAAGGUUAUGUUUCUA
Molecule: messenger RNA, 6565 nt
Organism: Rattus rattus (black rat)
Lineage: Eukaryota; Metazoa; Chordata; Mammalia; Rodentia; Muridae
Gene: Dscaml1
Product: DS cell adhesion molecule like 1
Exons: 32
Coding region: 1-6021 (2006 amino acids)
Biological process (GO): homophilic cell-cell adhesion; dendrite self-avoidance; axon guidance
Cellular component (GO): axon; plasma membrane
Molecular function (GO): cell-cell adhesion mediator activity
Source: RefSeq, a predicted model, not a curated record